Molecule: messenger RNA, 6095 nt
Organism: Patiria miniata (bat star)
Lineage: Eukaryota; Metazoa; Echinodermata; Asteroidea; Valvatida; Asterinidae
Product: STE20-like serine/threonine-protein kinase
Exons: 18
Coding region: 197-4201 (1334 amino acids)
Source: RefSeq, a predicted model, not a curated record
AAUCACACAACAACAAAUGGUAGCAACGGGAGACGGAAUACACCUGUACUACCGCGGGGAAUUAUAGACAAAAACAUGGGGAAGUUCACGGUUUAUUAAGUUCAUUUUUGUGAUAACACCAUAGAUGGUAUGGGUUCCUGUGAUGCAUUCAGAUAGCAGAGCAAGCGAAGGCAGAAAAUAAGUGCCCGUUGCAGGCAUGCUCAGCACCCUAGCAAGAGGGUAUGGUUCCUGGACAGGGGAUCUAGAGGUGGCUGGUAAUGAUACGGCGGGCCAUCACAAGCCUGUCCUUAUCACCAGUCUCAGCGGGGAGGACAGCAAGUUCUUGGAGAAGUCCGUCAACAUUCCACUCAGGGUCAAAUCGGCUGUUGGACCUGCAGUCGUCAAACCCUCCUCUUCCCAGUCAGUCCCGAGUGCCAACUCGCUUGCCGAUGCCAUUAAGGACAAGUCGCCCAAGACCAAGUAUGCAAGACCCAAAUCGGUGUGCAGUCAGUCGCAGAGACCCGAAGCAUCCAAGGAAAAGAUCCUUCGCUCCAAAUCUGCCGUCAGUAUUCUGUCCAAGAAGUCCAAGGCGGAUCUUGCCACAAGCCUUGGCCUUCCGAACAGCACAGCCUCCAGUGCUGCUUUUGCUAAACAUGGAACAAAAUUCAAGAGUGUUCCUGAAAAGUCUUCCAAAACCAAAGAGUUGAAUGCCAAAGCAUCUGCCACUUCAUCCACAGAGGUCAAAAGUCAAAGGUCAGAUGGGCAGAUCGCGCUUCCAAAGACGUUCAUGACUCGUAAAGGUGCGCUGAUGCUGUUCACAGCUCCGGAGAAUGUGAUCUUCUCGGAGCCUGACCAGAAGUGCUACUUCAAGAAUGAGAAUGAGGCGAAUGACAUCGGCAAGUUGUCACUGACACUGGGCACAGUGAAUAAGUUAACAACAUCUGUGCUUCGAUAUGGCAGCCACCAACAGCCUGAUGAUGACGUUGAUAGUGAUGAGGGUAGUUACAGAGAGGAGACUCAUAUGCAGUUUGUGCACAAUGACCAAGGGGAUCAGGAAGCUGUGGAUUAUAGGGCCCAGCCUGGGGCGGACUUUGUCUUCUACCUCAGGGACAUGCAGUCACGAUCUGUGGUGCGCAACCUGGUGCGAACCCCAUCCCAACAGUCGCUAGCCUCGGUCGAUUCCACGGCAGAGUUGACGGCCGCGUUACAGAGUAUUGAUAUCAGAGGGACACCAGAGGGCCGAGGGAACCUGAUAUCACCAGACGUCAGCCGGCUGGCCAACCAAUCACAGCGAUGGAACGUGUCCAGCGCUGGCAGCGUCAGGCAACAGUCUAGAAAUGCACUAUCAAGACCAUCUACCUCAGCAUCUAGCCGAAGCGCUACGCUAUCUGUUGAACGCCUUGCUGCGUCACUGAAGAGCUCCCCCUACCUGGGCCACCCCAUCAAAGCCCCCUAUCCGCCCAGUCAAAUGGGCUACCCCUCAUCCCAGGAAUCAUGCCCCAGACACGGCAGUGCAGGGUCUAGAAAGUCCAGCUCUGUCCGGCAGGGUAGCGCACGCUCGGCUCAGUCGCGCAACGCCUCGUCUGCACAUUCUGUAAGGUCACACAGGUCGCAGAGGUCAAACCUGGAGGUCGCGUCGCAGGGAAGCAUGGGUAACUUGUCGGUCCACGAUUAUGGAAUGGAACAGCCUGGUAGUGAGCAUGCUCGUAGCGUUGUGGUGUCACGGGACGGAAGUUUGGUUAUGAUUAACGACGAUGCGAGUGACCAUGGCAACAGCAUCAGAUCCGGCGGUCUUUCUCCUGGGCAGCUCCAGCAUGGGCAACAGGAUUCUUUGUCGGAAGCAGAUUUGGCUGAUUAUAACGAUGUUACUGAUGGGACUAGUCAGCACGAUGCCAUGUCCGUCAACGCUGAUGGGGAAUGGACCCAGGAACAGCCAGCCUACAAUCCAUCGCAGUAUUACGGCAGCCGACCAAGCACUGCCUCCCACCAUACUUACAUAUCAGGAACAACCAGCCUGCCCACAACGAUCCAAGACAGUCAAGUAGACCCCAGCACAUUGCCACUAGACCAGCAACUCGACCAAGACGCGUUGCUGGUGGACCAUGAUGCAUUGCUGGUGGACCAUGAUGCAUUGCUGCUUGACACACCCAUCGAACAGGAUGAUGCUCUAGACAUGUUGCAAGAGAGUGCGAACAGCGGUCAGUGGCCAGUAGACAGCGGUCAAGACAGACUCAGCCCAGCCCCGUCGGCCAGACUGAAAAGCCCGAGUUCAGACCGGCCCAGCUCCCAAGCCAAAUUGCUCAGUCCCCAACCCCAACGCUUGAGCCCUACUCCAUCAGAUGGGUCUCACACCAGCCAGGGAAGAGGUCUGACAGAGACUGGGAUACAAUCAACAGAUGAUAUUGACAUCUUGCCACCAUCAACCAUGGAGAAUGAAGACAUAGCCUCAGUCACAAAAGCCCCAUCCCCUAUACCGUCUGAGAAAGCAGCAACAUCUGAAUCGCAGUUGGAUGAGAUGUCCCCUACAGAGGGCGCUGUGCCACAACAACAGGGUAACGCAUCGCCAGCCCCUCGUGUCGAGGUACCCAGCACUGUACCUAGGUUGCCGGCAAGGAAAGCAGGCAUGGCCGACGUGGUCAACCGGGUUGCAGAGAAAGAAAUGGGCGUACCGUACACAACCCUUGUACCUCCAAAACUGGGUCCAACAGUCGAUGCAACAAAAACUGGAGGGGCUGCUGUGAGGAGGUCACCCUCUCCAGAGAUUAGGACCCCAUCUGAUGCUAAGAAGCCCCCAGCUCCUGAGAAAAAGAUCUCCAAGUUGGACCUGGGCAAGCUGAAAUCAAUGGUCAAGCCUCCAGCUGCCAAGAGCCAGUCGCCACGGACCGGACGGAGAAGCAAAGGUAAAGGUGUUAGACCCAAGGCUACAGGAGUCCAGUUCAUUAGCAGCUUGAACAUUGACAGCUAUCAAGGGCCUAGUGAAGACGAAGUGGAGAGAAUGGUAGAAGAAGAGUUAUCCAAAGAGCUGGAAUCCAGCCAGCUGAAUGAAGGAGAGGAAAGCAUGCCAUUUCUUGUUGUUCCAGAGGAGAGAGCAGACGAUGCAGUUUCCCUAGCAACAGAUGAUGAGGCUCUUGAGAGGGAGCUCAAGAAACGAGUGGAGCCUGGCAAGCAGAAGAAAUCCAAGAAGAGCUUAGCCAAGGAGAAAGCUGAGCUGAGGGAAGCGCGCCGACAAGAAAAACUGCGACGGGAAGAGGAGUUGAAGGCUUUGGCAGAAAAGAAGAAGCAACGGGAGAAAGAAAAGAGACAACAGGAGAUUGCCGAGCAGAGACGAAUACAGAUGGCAAAGGAGGAAUUGGAGGACGCCGCUUGGGAGGCGGAGCGAGCAGCCCAAGAAGAGGAGGAGGCGAGACAGAUGCUACAAGAAACCCGACGACUGCAACGGGAAGAAAGAGAGACACGGAGGAAAGCAGACCUGGAGAAGAGACGGAUAGAGAAAGAGCAACAACGACAGGGACGCAGGAAAAUGGAGGAAGCAGCCAGAUUGCGGGAGCAGGAGAUGGCUGAACGCCUGGCCGGCGCUGCAGAGAAGCGCAGGCUACGAGAAGAGGCGGAGUGGGAGAGACAGGAACGGGAACGUCUGGAGCAGGAGGAGAGGGAGCAGGAAGAAGAGGAAGAGAAACGCAGACUGGAGGAAGAAGAAGAAAGGAUCAGAGAGAUGGAGAGAGAGGCUGAGGAAGAAGCCAUAGCCCGGCUGGUCAAGGAACGAGAGGACGCUGAGCGCAGAAUGAGGCUUGCGAGAGAGGAGGCCGAGAAACAGCGACAGGAGGAGGAGAGAUUGAAGCUGGAAGCGGAGAAGAGGAAAGCAGAGGAGGAGGAACGACUGAGGCAACAGGAGGCAGAAGCUGAGAGAAAGAGACAGGAGGGGCUAGAUCGAAUCAGAAGGAUUCAGAAGCUAGAAGAGGAUGCGCGAGAGCGAGUCAGGCGAGAGCUGGCCCGACGCCGGUCCUGGGCCCUCCGACGCCGCGAGCACAACCAGGCCCAGCGAGACCACCUGAACUCCAUGAGGCAGACCCAGGGCAUGACGCGCCCCUGGGUCUUCUCCUACUACGUCCACUGGCCCAAGGAGAACUACGAGAGGAGGGUGUUCGUGGCUAAGAAGAAAGGGUUCCGAGCCCGACCCAAACCGAAGCCCAAGCCAGAGGUGGAGGGUCAAGGAAAGCCCUGAUCAUGUGCUGUCACUUGAACAAGAUGCAAAAAAAAUAACGUUCUGCAGAAUAGCGUGAUAUUUGACAUCAAAAUUGACAUCACUUAUCAGGUACAGUCUGUUUGAAGAAAUGAGUACAGCCUCUUAAUCGGAACAAGCUGUUUUGGCUCAAAUGUUAAAUUUAUAGCUUAAUAUAACUGACAGCACUUGGCAAGCCAAAGCCAGAAGAAGAAUGGUUCUCCGGCUGAAAUUAAAUCUACAAAUGAAAGAAAGAGAGUUUACUGAGUAAUCAGUCCACUUUUAUCUCUUGCGGUCGAUUAUGAACCAGAAGAGGGUAGAAGAUGGGAGGUUGUUUUGAAAAAAUUUGUAAAUUUUUGGUAUCUUUGUUACAGAAGAUCAAAGUGCUCAAUGCACCAUUUUGAUUCUCAUGUGUCUCUGAUGAGUAUGUAAUGAACAAAUCGCAAUGUGGUGCUGAUGAACAAUAAUUAAGAAAACCAAAUAUGCGAACAAAUUGCAAGGUUAUAGUGGAUGUGGAGUUGUGAUCCAUAAAAAAAUGAGUGACAGGUUUGAUUUUUUUUACUGAAAUGGUGUGAUUUUUUUUAUCAAUUUAUUUGUUUGGUUUAGUGAAAUUGUUGUGAAGGGAUAGUAGAUCAUGUCAGAAAAUGUCUCCUUUAUAGUUUUCGUCUGAACAAGGUAGACAGACAAGCACAAAGGUAGAUUUGCUGCACGGAGUUGCUUUGGGCUUUUCUAUUGCAUGACUAAUUGAUAUCUUUUUGAUGGGCUUUCUUACCAAAACAUUCCAUUUGAUUCCUAGUGCUGUCUUAAUGUGAUUUAACGGCGAUUGUGUAUCUACGGGCCCGGUUCCUAUAAGGGAACAAAAUCCACUUUUAAAUUAUUUGAUGUACUAGUUGGCGACAUUAAGAACAUACAGGUAUAGAUGAAGGGCAGGGUUUUGAAUUUUUUUUAGGGAAAUUUGGGGGUAAAUUGACAAUAACAAUGACAAAACAUUACAUGAAAUGAAGAUGGCGAUCACCGCGCGAUGUACCGUGAACGCGCAAGUCGUGCUGCACCUCACCAACCGGCCCUUAAACUGCAUAGGAAACUUAUAAUAAUACCCCAAGAAACUGUUCAAAAAUUACCAAAAAGGUGUCAUAACAUUGAGAGAAGUCUGCUUUAGGUUGACAAUGUCACUUGUUAGUAAUAAAAAAAUUCUUGAUUCUAAUUUGAUCGAAACAAAACAGGGGCCCUAUACUACACGAUCACCGAUUUAACGAUAUGAAGAGAGAAAUCAUAAACAUUUUAAUUUGUAUUUUUAGCUGCACUUUCUAAAUACAUUCCAGUCUUGCCACUUUUACUUGUAAUUUUGCCUUUCAGAUUUAAGUUGAAGUUUGUACUUGAACUUAAGUGAAAAUUAACAACUUCAUAGCUUAUGGUUUUGAGCAAAGAUAUUGACAAAAUUCUGAGGAACUUCUAAUAAGGGCUGGAUAGCUCAGUUGGUAGAGUUCAUGUUGAGCAAUCCGGCGGUCGCAGGUUCAAACCCCGCUGUCGCAGGUUCAAACCCCGGUACAGUCAAUUUCUUUGUUCAACUUUCAAAUUAAACUUUGUUCUUUCAUCAAAAGAAAAUAAAACAGUUUUCUAGUCUAAUUUUCAACUAAUGCUUGUAACUUUUUAUGUAUAAAAGAAAAUUCUAGUCUUUCAGAAAGCACAAGUUUUUAGAUUUGUACAAAUUUUUUUGUAGAGAUGCUGCUGGUAGCACAAUCUAUUUUUAACUCAGAGAUGAUCAUGAAUCGAAAUUUCGUAAUUUAUUUUCACAUGUGAAAAAAAUCUCUUGCUGUAAUUUGGUAAAAUUUUGAUAACUUGAUUUUGUAAUCUGUAAGACUGAUAAAUUGGAAGCAAAUCGCUUUUUUUAUUUGAA